This is a messenger RNA of Echinostoma caproni, 717 nucleotides long. NCBI's taxonomy places the organism in Eukaryota, Metazoa, Platyhelminthes, Trematoda, Plagiorchiida, Echinostomatidae. The record is from the annotation of a GenBank genome assembly.
AUGAGUUCGGUCAUAUUUCCGACUGGAGAUCGGACGUUACAACUGAGAAUCAUGGGGACACUAAAUCGAGAUGGUUUAUUUCUGAAGAGCUACUCUCCAACCGAUAAAAUGCUCCGUCGGAUUUUCCGAAAGUUUUGUGAACGUCCUUUAGCUUUAAUCCAUGUUGUUCUCCUAACACAGUUUGUAGCUUCAAGCUUGUUCUAUUUGAUAAAGUUCAAAAAUUCAUCGGUGUAUUUGACAAACAUGUCUGUAAUUUGUGGAUCCCGUGCGCAUCUGGAACGCGAAGCUUUGGCUAAACGCCAUCCGUUGCGCAAUCUGCUCAUGUAUGGUUUCAAAUUCUGUGUGUGGUCAUUAUGCGUGCGCGGUGUGCGGGACACACAAUGCGGGUUUAAGCUGUUCAGCCGUUCGGCUGCACGCGUCUUGUUUCACAAUUUACACGUCGAACGUUGGGCAUUCGACGUGGAUCUGCUCUAUUUGGCCCGUCAUUUCGAUAUGCCUAUUGUGGAGGUCCCUGUGCGUUGGCAAGAAAUAGGAGGUACGUUUCUGACCGAUACACUUGACCCUUUCUACGAAAGUGCAUUGAUAUGGAUGUCUAACCUACACACGAAAGGUAUUAUCAGAAGCUCCCAUCCCCCAAAGGCUCCCGGUCUUUUCACAGAUAAAAUACGAGUCAAUGUCACUCGAAUUUUAGUUGAAGCCAAUGCCGAAAAUGACUAG